Blepharisma stoltei is the source of this 903-nucleotide messenger RNA. The record is from the annotation of a GenBank genome assembly. NCBI's taxonomy places the organism in Eukaryota, Ciliophora, Heterotrichea, Heterotrichida, Blepharismidae.
AUGGAUCAAAUAAGUGAAUGACUACAUAUGAUUAGCGAGGAUCCCCGAGACGAUACCUUAAAAAUUACAAUUCUUGAGUCCUUAAUUGAUAGAUAUUCUUGCUACAAAUACAUUAACCGAUCAAGAAGAACUAGUCAUUUUGGCAUUAAACCGCUUCAAGAUCCAAGUAAUCUUUCUUUCCACUACCCAAACUUUGCAACCUCAACUGAUUUUAACUCGGAAUUUGACUCUUUUACCCUUGGGCAUACUUUUUCUACAGCAUCUUCAGAGGUUUCACUCACAGCCAGCAUUGCUUUUCCAGAGAACAAAAAGUGAUAUUCCAAUACUAAAAUUUGUAAUUUUCAUCUAGAUUCCGCAGAAGAGUUUGAAAUAAUUCGGCACAAUUUCAUUGUCCUUUUCUUUGAGCACAAGCCUAAAGGUGGAGCUAGAGUCCAUAAAAACGAGCUUUACAUACAUAUCGCCAAUAUCAUCCAAUUUUUCUUGGAUUGCUGUAUCACCACAAGCUUUUUUUUAAACCAAAUAAUCAUGCCUGAGAAACAAGUACAAUGGAUGGACUUAAAGUCGUUUGGGCAAGCUAUGGAAAGAGUCCAAUAUACAGUGUUUGAUAAAACCUCGUUCUUUUAUAAGCCUCCAGACCAAGAAUUAAAGAAAAUGAUUAAUUUACAGAAACUUUUGUGUAAGAAAUAUGCAGUUUUUUAUUGUGUUGUAGAAUUCGGGUAUGGAAAUAGCCUGGGGAGAAAUGAUUUAAAAAUAGUCAUGAAUAUGGCAUUAAAAAGUAAAAAGAAAAACCACGAAGAUACAACGAAAUUUGUAGAGUGGACUUUUAAGAAAAAACAAGAAAUUUUCAAGAAAAAUGAAGAUUUUAUCACAUUUGAGGAGUUCCAUAAAAUACUGAAAAAUUAG